This is a messenger RNA of Closterium sp. Naga37s-1, 875 nucleotides long. NCBI's taxonomy places the organism in Eukaryota, Viridiplantae, Streptophyta, Zygnematophyceae, Desmidiales, Closteriaceae. The record is from the annotation of a GenBank genome assembly.
AUGCUCACCACUAUGGGCCUCUUAUCCCAGUCGCUCACAGGGUUCCUGCCAGCAUCCGUGGGAGAUGCCACACGACUCUCCAAGCUCGGCUUCUACAACAACAUUCUGAGUGGUUCCAUUCCAGACACUAUCGGCAACCUUCUCUCACUCCAAUACCUUGAUAUCUCCGCCAACAACUUCUCAGGAGGUUUGCCUGCCGCUAUUGGGAAGCUCUCGCUGCUCACUUACCUGUCGGUGUCUCAGAACCGACUGGGUGGCGUUAUUCCCAGCACCAUCUCCGCGCUCUCCAACCUCGAACAGCUGAGCCUGUACAACAACUCGUUCUCGGGUUCCAUUCCCCCUUCCAUCUAUGGGCUCAAGGCCCUCACCGUGCUGGAGGUAGGGCGCAACUACUUCACGGGGUCGUUCCCCUCACAGUUCGGUACCCUGUCCAACCUGGAGUACCUGGAGGCAGGCAACAUGGGUCUUACAGGCGAGCUGCACUCGAGUCUGGGCAACUUGAAGUAUCUGCAGGCGCUCUAUGCGCGGGAGAACGCCCUCCAAGGCAGCAUCCCUGCCACUCUGGGUAGCCUCAGCCACCUCACCAUCAUUCAGCUGGGCGGCAACAAGCUCACCGGCUCCAUACCUGCUUCCUUCUCCAACCUCCUCAAUCUGCAAGGCCUCUACCUGUGGCAGAAUCAGUUGAAUGGGACUAUGGAUGUUCUCACUAGCCUUACAGCCUUGCAGCAGCUAGCCAUUCAGUACAACCAGUUCACGGGAUCCAUUCCACGGGCCAUUUGGCAGCUCCAGUCUCUCAACCACUUUGGUGUAGCGAGCAACAAGUUGACGGGAGCCAUUCCAACGACCAUAGGCAGCCUCGUCAACCUCACCACCUU